Molecule: messenger RNA, 8258 nt
Organism: Pristis pectinata (smalltooth sawfish)
Lineage: Eukaryota; Metazoa; Chordata; Chondrichthyes; Rhinopristiformes; Pristidae
Product: protein KIAA0100-like
Exons: 39
Coding region: 31-6732 (2233 amino acids)
Source: RefSeq, a predicted model, not a curated record
CCCCUGACCCGCCGGCGGCCGGGCCGGGACAUGGGGCCGGUGUUCGCCGCCGUGGCGCUGGCGGUCGCCGCGCUCGCGCUGCUGCCGUUGGCCCGCUGGCUGCUCUCCCGCAUUGUUACCCAGCUCAUCCACAACUGGCUGAAGGUGGACAUCAAGAUCGGCUCCGUCGGCUUCCUCUCACUGCACAACGUCAGCAUUGCCGUCUGCUCACAGGGGACCGUGGAAGUGGACAGAGUCUGGGUCUCCUGUAAGCUGCUGAACCAUGAGUUACCUCACUACCUCGGUCUGUGUGUCGGAGAGGUCCGUUUCCAAGCGGAUCUGCAAGGUACUGUUCAGGAUCAAGAACCGACCGAAGCCGUUCGCAGGGGGAGCGUGAGAAAGCAGCAGUGGGCCCUCCAACCCUCGGUACUGCGCGUGGUGUCACAGCUGUGCUCCGUCCAUGUCUACUCGAUGAACGUGAUGGUCCUGAACGCCAGGAUCCCAGAGUCCCUGUGGCAUUUGGCAGUCUCAAGAUGUGCGCUUGUCUUCAGCUGUGACGGCAACAGCAUCAAGUGCGAGAGCAGUGUGAGGAAACUGAACAGCAAGUUGAUAAAGAGCAGCCAGCUGGAGGAUUUCUGUCUGGCUAACGUGUCACUGAGCCUGCUGGUGACUGUGGAUGUCAGCCUGCCCAAUCUAAGGGCCCUCAGCACAGAGCUGACCAUCGACACGCUGCAGACUGAGCUCCACGAGGGAUUCUUCAGUUCCCAUGUACUGCGGACGGCACUGUCACAGCCCAAAGUGUUGCAGGAAAGUCCAAGCACAGAUACAGCAGAAGAUGUGGAAGAAGCUGAUGCCCUGCCUUACAGACCCGCAUUCGUGGACUAUCUGCCGCAAGUCGUUUCCAUGAAUAUGGAGAACACCAGCGUCACGCUGUCAUUAAACAGCCAGCAGAGACACUUGCACUGGAACCUGAAGUCAUUGAAUUUCCACUACAAGCUGGAUGAGUUUUACCACUCCAUUCCUCAUCUCUCGCUGCCUCCCGUCACCAUCCAGCUGAACCUCGAAGACGGACUGCUCCUGUCCCAGAGUCGGCAGCGGAUCGUGACCCUGGCCAACCUCAGCAGCUCCCUACAGAUCACAGGCAUUGAUGUGUCUGCAUCUGUCACUGUCCACACCUGCAUCGUUCACUAUCGGUACUCGGAGUUUUCACACUGGCAGGCCUUGUGGCCAGGCAGCUCAGCAGAGCCAAAAGCUGCAGCUGAAAGGCCCAUACCUCAGCUCAAGAUUCCCAUCAACCUCACCUGUACACUGACAAAUGUGAGUGGCUCCCUCCAGUUCCUCGCGACGCCUGCCUUCGCACUGGGUGUCAGCUCUGUCGUCGCAGACACCCAACACCUGAAGGCCUGCAAUUCACACUGGCGUGGUAACCUGGCAGUGAAGAACCUCUGGUGGAGAGCAGGUGAUGGGUCACAUGUACUGAGAGCCCCCCCUCCAGCCAACACACACGUAUGGGGAGAUGUUCUUGUGGUGGACACGAUGAACAUGCAGGGCAGUUACAGCCAAGCCCAGUCACACAGUGGCGAAUACGCUAACAGCCUGCACCUGGACGGCACGGUGAGUGAGCUGCAGGUGGAGGUCUCGGAGACGGCAGUGGAGUGUCUGUCGAAAGUGUUGUCUCUAAUGCAGGGAGGUCGGAAAGCACGUUUGGAAGAGAGCCCAAUCAUCAGGGAAUACGAUUCUGUGCAUCAGGAUUUGGACUUCAACAGUGGAGCUAGGGUUCAUCUCUCGAAAGUAAACGUUAAACUGGAAGACGUCAGUCUCUUCUUUCUCUCCAGCACAGCAGGUGCCAGCAUUCUGCAGGUGAGAUCCUUGUCCGUUGACAACAGUACAGAGAGCUUAAUCAGUGAAGUGGAGAAUCUGUCCCUCGCAGUGGAGAAGGAUAUAAAGAGCAGCAUUCAGCUCCAGUCCAAUGUGAAAAAUUUCUCCACGCAUCUUCUCUCUGUGUCCCAGUUCACCGCGGCUUAUUUCACGCAUGGCUGGUCCUUCGAGCUGAGCUCCCUGCAGGACGUCAGUGUGCAGUGGGACCCUCCCAGCCACAUGUUCAUCUACCAUCACCUCCAGGAGGCCAUGCGAAUGCAGCAGAGCCUGAGGACGAGCCUGCUCGGGGGCAGGCUGCCGGCGGGCGAGGGCAAUGUGGGCAGGAGGUCCUUCGGCCUGCAGCUGGAGCUGAAGAACCUGACGGUCGCGGCGCACGUCACCUCCGCGCACGUGGUCCAGCUGCGGGCGGAGAACGUGGCGGGCAGGGCCCAGGGCGAGGAGAAGCAGCUGCAGGCCUCCCAGCUGGUGCUGACCUUUGACGGCCACGACAUCUUCUCCUUCAAGGAGGCCGAGGUGCGGGCGGAGCUGGGGGAGAGCAGCCCACCGUUGGGCUCGCUGCCCGAGGCCAGGACUGGGGUGUGGGCCGUCCGACUCUCCAGCGUCUCUGCCGAGUUCCCUUUCCGCUACGACUUCUCCAGUGCCUUUGACCAGUGUGUGACCGUGGCCAAGUGGCUGAAGGCAUUACACCGGGCGGACAGGACCCCGAGGGUUCAGGGGUCAGCGGAGCCGCUGCCCUCUGACCUGGUCCUCCACGUGGGCCAGUUCUGCUUCGUUUUCCUGGACAGCGUCUUCGAGGUGAAGCUGAGGGACGACUACGAGCUGAUGAAGGACGAGAGCAAGGAGAGCGCCAAGAGGCUAAAGCUGCUGGACGCCCGGGUGACGGCCCUCCGGAAGCAGCACGGGGAGCUGCUGCCCGCCCGCAAGAUCGAGGAGCUGUACGCCUCCCUGGAGCAGACCAACAUCAAUAUGUACGUGCAGCGUUCCCAGCGGCUCUACGCCAACACGCCCAUGCGCAAGGCCCUGCUGACCUGGCUGGUGAGCGGCCUGGAGCUGAGGGCCUCGGCCGAGCCCUCCACCCACGGCGCCCAGCGGGUGCAGGAGGAAAUGCAGAGGCUGGACAGCUCCAGCCCCUUCCCCCAGGACGGCCUCCGGCUCCUCAUCCACUGGUGUCGGCUGGUGAAGUUCGAAGCCAAAGCAUUUCUCGUUCGAAUCCGCGAUUACCCUCGGUACCUGUUUGAGAUUCGAGACUGGAAGCUUUCGGGAAAGCUGAUCGGGUCCGAGGAGGACGGACAUCCCCCCGCACGACGGAAGGUGAAGCUGCCCCUGGGGGCUCCCUGGGGUGACACCGUCAUCGAGAGGAACAUGCCCCCUUUAAAAUGGUACCAUGACUUUGAGUGCCAGAUCUCCCUCUUCACCAUCGUGUGGGGUCCGUGCUGGGACCCAGCCUGGACACUGAUUGGGCAGGCCAUCGAUCUCCUCACCAAGCCCACGGUGGACCCAAGCCCACCCCUCACUUGGUGGGACAAGAGCCGGCUGCUCUUCCAUGGAACCUGGAGAAUGGACAUCGAGCAGGCGAACCUGCAUCAGCUUGCCACAGAGGAUCCGUACAACACCACGGAGAACAUGCACUGGGAAUGGAGCAAGUUACAAUUCAUCUGGAAGAACUGCCAGUUUUGUUUCGAGGGAGACCUUGAUGUCAAUGUGCGAACUGCCUCAAAGUAUGAUGACUGCUGCUUCCUUCACCUGCCCUACCUACGCCUCACCAUUGACCUCCAGUGGGUCUGCUUUGGAAACCCCUUCGAUCACCACAGUGUGGCACUGUGCUUCCCGGACAACCUGGAAGCCUUGCCGGAGGGAGAGGUGCAUGAUUCCUAUAAACUCUUCCGAUCCCGGAAUCUCAACCUGUCAGUAAUGAUGGACCUGGACGCAUCAGGCAGAGGCGACACGGAGUCACGCAUCCUGUUGUACAGCAGCACUCUGCGCUGGAUGCAGAAUUUCUGGGCAACAUGGACAACUGUCUCCAGACCCAUCUGUCGGGGGAAACUCUUUAAUAAUCUGAAGCCAAGUAAGAAGAAGUUGAGCCAACAUUACAAGCUGGUAUCCUUCAACCCCGUCUUCCCUCAGUUACAGGUUCAUUACUGGGCAUCAUUUGCCCAACAGCGGGGCAUCGAGGUACAGUGCUCCCAAGGGUACGUGUUCACCCGAGGAACCCAGAGGUUCAUUCCCCAGGCAGGGGGCUUGGUGUUGCGCCGCCCGAUCUCGGAGUGGAACAUCACCGAGAUGUGCAGUGAGCUGAACCUGGUCACCGUCUACCUGGUGACAUCGGCGACGGAAGAGAGCGCCGAGCAGCGGCUGGACUCGCAGGCGACCAAGACCCACCUCCUCAGCCUCUCGUCACUCAACUACCAGCGGCAGAGCAACAAGGUGGAGGAGGACGUAUCUGUGAAGGAGGAGAGGAGUUACACCCACAAGCUAUGCCUGGUUGACCUCCGAGCAUCGUGGACACCGACCAACCGCACCGUGGCGUUCGGCCUCUAUGACGGCUACAAGAAGGCGGCUGUGCUGAAGCGCAACCUGUCCACCGAGGCGCUGAAAGGGUUAAAGAUCGACACCAACCUGCAGACCAAGAAACCGAAGCGCCCACCGCCGCCCCCUGCUCUCUCCACCACGGAGGACGAGAAGCCGGAGCAGAAACUGCAGGGAGGGCUGGCAAGUGGAUCGGAGGGGCAGCUGCGAGGAGAGGCGGCGAGAGGAGGUGCCUCAAUGUUGCAGAAGCUGAUCGAGGAGACAGACAAGUUUGUCGUUUUCACAGAGGAGGACUCCGGGGUGUGUGACCAGCUGUACGGGAGUGCAGCCUGUCAGACCGAUGAUGUGAUUAACCGCAACUGGCUGAUCGAGCUGGUGAACUCCCAGGUGAUGUUAAGAGGUGCAGAGACAGAAGGCUGUGUCUUUGUAAGUGCCGCCAAGGCACAGCUCCUACAGUGCCUGCACCACCCAGCCUGGUACAAUGACACCCUCAAGCAGAAGGCCACCUGGACCUGCCUGUUGGACGGCAUGCAGUACUUCGCCACCAUGGAGACCAACCCUGCAGAGAAGGAGGAACGCCAGCUGUGGUUAGAGGUCAAAAACAUUGAAGAGCAUCGCAGCCGGAACCUGGACUCUGUGGCGGAGUUGAUGGAGAGUGGACAGGCUGUGGGAGGCAUGGUCAGCACAACGACAGACUGGAACCUCCCCGCUCAAGGCUAUCAGACCCAACAAGUGCAGAGGAUAAUUUCCCGCUGUAGCUGCCGGAUGUUCUACGUCAGUUACAGCCACGAUAUCGAGCCUGAGUUGGCAACCCAGAUCAAACCACCUGAGGUUCAUGAAGACCAGAAGGAGGACCUUCUGAAGAAGCAGAAUGGUGCCGUGGACACAUUCACCCUGAUCCAUCACGACCUGGAGAUAUCCACCAACCCAGUGCAGUAUGCCAUGAUCCUGGAUAUCGUCAACAACCUGCUCCUGCUCGUUGAACCAAAACGCAAAGAGCACAGUGAGAGGAAGCAGAGAGUCCGGUUCCAGCUGGAGAUCUCCAGCAAUCCAGAAGAGCAGCGGAACAGUAUCCUACACCUACAGGAUGCUGUCAGGAUGCACGUCACCCGGAUCCGGCAGCUGGAGAAACAGAUCUACCUGAUCGUCAAGUCACUACAGGACGACAGUAGGAGCACCGCGCUGUUGAACCAGAGCCACGACCUGCAGAUCCGGCUGAACCAAGAGAAGACAGAUCUACAGGCCAAGAGCGAGGAGCUCAACAUUCUUAUCAGGUGUUUCAAGGACUUCCAGCUCCAGCGGGCAAACAAGUUGGAGCUCCGUAAGCAGCAGGAGGACGUGAGCGUGGUGCGGCGCACCGAGGUUUACUUUGCCCAGGCUCGCUGGCGCUUGACGGAGGAGGACGGGCAGCUGGGCAUCGCUGAGCUGGAGCUGCAGCGGUUCCUGUACAGCAAGGUGAAUAAAUCGGAUGACACUGCUGAGCACCUGUUGGAGCUGGGCUCCUUCACCAUGAACAACCAGCUGCCAAACUCCCUGUACAAGGUGGUGUUACGGCCCCAGAACCCCUCGCAGUCUGCCCGCCAGCUCGCUCUCAGAAUCUUCAGCAAGGUCCGGCCCCCCGUGGGAGGGAUCUCAGUGAAGGAACACUUCGAGGUCAAUGUUGUUCCACUGACCAUUCAGCUCACCUACCAGUUCUUCAAGAGGAUGAUGGGCUUCUUCUUUCCGGGCCGGAAUGUGGAGGAGGAGGAAACGGACGAAGAGGACAAGUCCAAGCUGGUGACCACAGGGAUCCAGGUGGGCGCGAAGUCUCGGCAACUGAUCGCGCCCGACGAUACUGUCAGCCUGGGAUCGGCGAAAGGCGUCUCGGCGGGAUUAAACAGGGGCUCGGGAGUCAGGAGAUCCUUUCGGAAGCCUCCAGAGCAUCCAGUGGACGACAUCGAUAAGAUGAAGGAGAGGGCUGCCAUGAACAACUCUUUCAUCUACGUGAAGAUUCCACAAGUCCCUCUGUGCGUCAGCUACAAGGGUGAGAAGAACAUCGAGGACUGGAAGGACUUCAGCCUGGUCUUGCCCUGCCUGGAGUAUCACAACAACACCUGGACCUGGCUCGACUUUGCCAUGGCUGUCAAGAGGGACAGUCGCAAGGCUCUGCUUGCCCAGGUGAUAAAGGAGAAACUCCGCCUGAAACCGGCCUCCGGACUGGAGGCACGGAGCCGGAUUGCGGAGCCUAAAGCAGACGGAAACCUCCAGCAGCAGGAGGAAGAUGAGAAAGCGCGCUUGCUGAUCGGCUCCAAGCUGAUUUCUGGCGAUAAAUCGUCUGGCAAGAAGUCGCUCUUCGGGAAACGAAAGUGAGGAGGGAGAUGGAUUCGCACACUCCACAUCCAAACCCUCUGAUUCCACACGGUGUACGGUGGGUCAGGGAAUCAGUGUCGGAUGUUACGCAGCCCUUCACCCCUCCUCCCCCACCAGACUUUCAGCUAUAACCCCAGGCACUUUCACUGCUGUAAAAUUGUGUAAAGAGAAAACUAUUACAAAAGUUUAAAAAGUAAACUGUGAUGUAAUUAAUACUUACACUAAAAGUUGCACUGUUUUGUAGUAACUGUAAAAUUUGUAAUUUACUGAUAUUUUCUGUCUUUGAACUAUAAUCGUGAUUUUAAAAGGAAUUGACUUUGUGUACAGUCUAUCCCCACUUACCAAAAAUAAGUUCUGGAAACUUUAGCCAAAUUUUUACGAAACAUGUCCAACUGUGGCUCUUGGUCCGAUUAAUGCAGUGGCACGGUCCCUGUCAGUGUUGGGUUGUGUAGGGCUAGUCCCUGACUUCUGCAGCUAUGUUGUUCUGAGACCUGUGUAUAGCAGGUCCCUGGACAAUGCAGGUUAGUUUGUUUUCUCUCGAUGGAUGGUCCCUGGGUGAUACGGUUAUUUUGCUCGCUCCCUGUUUAUGAAUGCUUCCUGGGUGAUCCAGGUUGUUGUCGGUCCCUCCAUAGUUCAUUUAUGUUGGUUUCUAUUCAUGGACGGUCCCUGAGGAUCCAUUGUGGAGUUGGUCCUGUGUGGUUGUUUUAUACUGGACAGGCUCUAGGCAGUCCCACUUGUGUUGAUCCCUUUUUAUGAGAAAGCUCCUUUCCGGCAGUCAUCCUAUGACCAUCACUCACCAUCUGUCAAUACCACUUAUAAGGAUGCAACCUUGGACACUCCCAACAUUAGCCGGAAUAAAAGCUGCUCCUUCAACACCCACCCCUUUCCAAGUGAAAAACAUGGCAAAAUGAACUGAGUUCCUGAUCCUAUUCUCCAUAAAUUCCCGGAGACAAAAGUGACGGGGAGUGCCUGUUAAUUCAGUAUUCCUGCUUUUAGUCUUUAAAAUCUUGUGGGGAAGCAUUUGAUAUUGGAGACAGCUUUUGCUUUAAGUUUUAUUAGUUUGAAAAAGUAUUUAAACAUACUUCAUUCCCUGCCUUUUUAGGGACUUGUCCUCAAGUUUACAAAUAAAUGUGGGGACUGCUAAUCAUGAGGGCUGAACUUGCCAACCCCCAUCCCUCUCCCAGUUAGCUCGGUGAAGGUGCAGCCUGCUGUUUGUGUCCACUGUCUGAGUACCUGACCUGGAGGCUAAAGUGGGCUCUGGGCAGUUUCUCCUGCCUGUGCUUCCAACACACUGCAACACCUUGUCAGGUCUCAGCCUAACCACACAGUUGGGCAGUGUGUGUUCUGAUGGGUAAGGAAUCCUCAAGCUAUUUUUGACGUAAUCAAUGUGUUGCUUUUAAAAUAAUUGAUUUUUUUUAAUGCAGGUGCUGCUGUCAGUAACAGGUUUCACUGUAAGAGGUUCAUGAAAAACGUGUGCAUACAAAAAAAUUACUGCAAAACUAAGGAAUAAAGUUGUUUUGUAACAA